Paraglomus brasilianum is the source of this 1356-nucleotide messenger RNA. The record is from the annotation of a GenBank genome assembly. Lineage: Eukaryota; Fungi; Glomeromycota; Glomeromycetes; Paraglomerales; Paraglomeraceae.
AUGGACUCUAAAGUCUUAUCGUCAGAUUACCCUUCCUACCCACCACAGCGCUCAGCAUCUCUAGCUGACACCGAACUCGCUCAAAAGCACGGCCCAACAUCACAACACGAGCAACCAGCUGGUCCGCAAAAGAAAUGGUAUCGAGAUACCAAGGCCAUUGUAGCGAGAAUGAAGUCAAAUUGGCUCUUGCUAUUUAUCAUACCAGCCUUGAUUGCACCACGUUAUGAGCAGUACAUAAAUUCACUGCUUAUUUUUUUGUUCAAUUUAUUGGCUAUCAUUCCGCUGGCAAGGAUUAUGACUAUCGGAUUGGACGACAUAAUAACAAGAUUAGGACCUGAAUAUGCAGCGGUACUCCACGCGUUAGCUGGAAAUCUAGUCGAACUGAUUAUUUCAUCCUUUGCAUUAAUGGACGGACACUAUGCUGUUGUCCGAUCUGCCUUACUGGGUGCUAUAUUGUCUAAUAUUUUAUUGGUAAUGGGAAUUAUCUUCUUGGCAGGUUCCAUGCCUAAGAAAGGCAAUCCCGUACGCGUCCUCCAUGCCGAUCUGAACUCUGAACUGUUUGUCUCCACUAGCGCAUCCGUCCUUGUCCUAGCUUUUCUUGCUCUUGUCGCGCCAGCUACUUUCAAAAUCGCCGCACCAGCAGGAACAAACUUGGAGUGCGAUCUAAGAAAUAUAAGCCGUGGAACCGCGGUUAUUUUGUUGAUGCUGUUUGCUGGUUUGUUGACCUUCCAAUUAAAGACGCAUUCUAAAGAGAUUGUUGACAUGACCGAAUUCGAUCAUCGAGAAUCAAGAUACAACGUGAUAUUCGACCUUUUCCUAAUCCUUGUUUCCGUCGGUUGUAUAACCUUAUGUGCGAGAUAUUUAGUCACAAGCAUAGAACAUACAGCAGAAGCAUACAGACUUGGCAGCUCUUUCGUUGGGAUGGUGCUUUUGCCCAUUUGCGUGAUGUCGAAUGCUAUUGAACACUACGAAGCGAUCAAACACGCGUCAGAGGAAAAGAUCAACACUGCUAUUAGUCUUGUCCUUAAUGCUUCUGUGCAAAUAGCUCUUCUUGUAACACCCAUCCUAGUUCUCGUCGGUUGGGUAACUCAACGUCCGCUAACUCUCGACUUCACAGCUCUUGAAAUUGCUGUCCUUGGGUGUGCUGUACUUAUCAUCAACUACCUCGUAGCUGACAACAAGGCCACCUGGUUAGAAGGCCUGAUGUUGCUCGCGUCGUAUAUUAUAAUCGCGAUAUCAUUCUUCUAUUUCCCGAAUCCAGUAGAUAUCGACAAAGAUAAGGAUGUGUUUUGUAAUGCAUUCAGCAGAAAUUUACCACCAGCAGGAGAGGGAGUGGCCGCUGAGGGAGGACAUUAA